AUGGAGAAGAAAUUGAUUGUCUUGGCUAGGGAGAUGGAAAAGCUUCGUGUGGAGAUUGCAAAUACAGUGAAAAGUGCACGUGCUUCUGCUGUUGCUAUUACUGUCGUAGAAAAUCUAAGUAUAAAAUUGGGCAUCAAAAACCAAGUUAACAUUCACACUUUGGAUACUGAUUAUUGGAGAAGAAUUCAAGAUUUUCCAUGUUCCCAUCUCAUUUGUACACCUGGAAUAUUUGUGGAUGAUACUCUAAAUUGGUUUGCAUAUGAUCCUUAUUUACCUAAACUUAUUGUUUCUCUUGAUUUAGAGAAGGAGUCGUAUCAAAAGCUUUCACUCCCUUUUUCCGGUAUCCAUUUAGAAAUUCCCAUGACCUUGGGGAUAUUGAGGGGUUGUUUGUCCAUCCUUUCUAAUAGAUUCGAAAAUUCUAAAUUUUCUAAUGUCUGGAUCAUGAAGGAAUAUGGGAAUGAAAAAUCUUGGAUUAAAUUGUUAAGUGUUCCUCUCAUAAAAGAAUGUGGUCUUUACGACGGUUAUUCGAAGAUAUUAUAUAUUUCCGAGAAUGAUCAGUUGUUGGUGGAGUUCUAUAAGAUGGAGAACCGCGGUUUGGUUGUCUAUGAUUCUAUAAAUAAUAUUUUUACUAUUCUUAAAAUGCAAAGCAAUAUUCAUGGUCUUAAAGUGAGAUCACAUUUUUAUGUUAGAGAGUUUGGUAUCACCUUUUUAGGUGACCUGGUGUAG
Messenger RNA from Vicia faba (fava bean), 726 nucleotides. The record is from the annotation of a GenBank genome assembly. NCBI's taxonomy places the organism in Eukaryota, Viridiplantae, Streptophyta, Magnoliopsida, Fabales, Fabaceae.